Messenger RNA from Telopea speciosissima, 724 nucleotides. RefSeq lists its product as uncharacterized. Bases 103 to 564 code for a protein of 153 amino acids. The record is from RefSeq and is a predicted model, not a curated record. Lineage: Eukaryota; Viridiplantae; Streptophyta; Magnoliopsida; Proteales; Proteaceae. The transcript has 3 exons.
UUCUUGAACUGGAAGACUGGAACUCCACAGGGUCGGAGUAGUAGGCAAAGGAGGAGCAGAACCGGGGAUCAAAGCCGGCUAGGAAAGUUCGCAAAGAGAAGAAUGGCUUUAUCGUCAGUAAAACUGGUGAGCCUAUCUCCUUUGGUGGCAAGUAGCAGACAACCUCGACCUAAACGCUUAACAGUACUAGGGUUACACAGAUCGCCACCGGUCCAGGUGAAUUCUGAGAUGUAUUGCCAACAACGAUUGCCACCUCAAUCUAUUAACUCUUCACGAAGAGAUGUCGUGCUUAGAUUGAUGAUUGCUUCUCUGGCUGCAAUCAACAUCUUAUCUGUAGAAUCAGUUGAUGCACGCAAUGUGAAACCUGAGAUCAGACGAAAAAUCAAGGAGAAGCUUGAAAUGCUCAGGGAAAAGGCUGGAAUAACAAAGUCUCAAUCUGAGGAUAAGAGCUCAUCCGACAAGGGUAAGAUGCUAGCAUCACCACCCCCAACACUAUAUCCCCAAGACAUCCUUGGGGGAUCUCUGGUGGAAACAACCUUUCCUGACAGAGAAAUAACAUCUUAGUUGUUUGAACAUUUAAGUGAAACAUUAGUGGAUCAUGUUUGGAUGUUUUAAACACUGAUGUGGGAUGGGAAUCCAAACAACUAUUUAUUAGGAUGAUUCUGAAGCUACCAUCUAUGCCUCAUAAAUCUAAUUCAAAAUGUAAUUAGCUAGGUCUAUGUGC